Jaculus jaculus (lesser Egyptian jerboa) is the source of this 3621-nucleotide messenger RNA. It is a transcript of the gene Niban2, whose product is annotated as niban apoptosis regulator 2. The record is from RefSeq and is a predicted model, not a curated record. Lineage: Eukaryota; Metazoa; Chordata; Mammalia; Rodentia; Dipodidae. The transcript has 14 exons. The coding region runs from base 101 to 2350 and encodes 749 amino acids.
GCGGCGGGAGCGGGGCUGGCCGUGCUCCAUGGCACCGGCGGCGUCGGUCUGAUCAGCGGCGGGCAGCGGCGGGCGGAUCGGGCCGCGGAUCCUCCUCGCCAUGGGGGACGUGCUGUCCACGCACCUGGACGACGCUCGGCGCCAGCACAUCGCAGAGAAAACAGAGAAGAUUCUGAGGGAGUUCCUGCAUUUCUACGAGGACCAGUAUGGCGUCGCACUCUUCAACAGCAUGCGCCAUGAGAUUGAGGGCACCGGGCUGCCUCAGGCACAGCUGCUUUGGCGCAAGGUACCCCUGGAUGAGCGCAUCAUCUUCUCGGGGAACCUCUUCCAGUACCAGGAGGACAACAAGAAGUGGAGGAACCGCUUCAGCCUGGUGCCCCACAACUACGGGCUGGUGCUAUAUGAGAACAAAGUGGCCUAUGAGCGGCAGAUACCACCCAGAGCCAUCAUCAACAGUGCAGGCUACAAGAUCCUCACCUCCAUAGACCAGUACCUGGAGCUUGUUGGCAACUCCCUACCAGGGACCACGUCAAAAUCAGGCUCCGCCCCCAUCCUCAAGUGCCCCACGCAGUUCCCGCUCAUCCUCUGGCAUCCUUAUGCCCGUCACUACUACUUCUGCAUGAUGACGGAAGCCGAGCAGGACAAGUGGCAGGCUGUGCUGCAGGACUGUGUCCGACACUGCAACAACGGGAUCCCCGAGGACUCCAAGGUGGAGGGCCCUGCAUUCACGGAUGCCAUCCGCAUGUACCGCCAGUCUAAGGAGCUCUACGGCACCUGGGAGAUGCUCUGUGGAAAUGAGGUGCAGAUCCUGAGCAACCUGGUGAUGGAGGAGCUGGGGCCCGCCCUGAAGGUGGAGCUGGGCCCACGGCUGAAGGGAAAGCCACAGGAGCGGCAGCGACAGUGGAUCCAGAUCUCAGAUGCUGUGUACCGCCUGGUGUUCGAGCAGACCAAGGCGCGCUUCGAGGAGGCGCUGUCCAAGCUGCAGCUGACGCGGCCGGCCAUGGAGGCCGUUAUCCGCACUGACAUGGACCAGAUUGUCACCUCCAAGGAGCACCUGGCCAGCAAGAUCCGAGCCUUCAUCCUCCCCAAGGCAGAGGUGUGUGUGCGGAACCACGUCCAGCCCUACAUCCCGUCCAUCCUGGAAGCUUUGAUGGUGCCCACCAGCCAGGGCUUCACUGAGGUGCGGGAUGUCUUCUUCAAGGAGGUCACCGACAUGAACCUGAACGUGAUUAACGAGGGUGGCAUUGACAAGCUAGGCGAGUACAUGGAGAAGCUGUCCCAGUUGGCGUACCACCCUCUGAAGAUGCAGAGCUGCUAUGAGAAAAUGGAGCCACUGCGUCUCGAUGGGCUGCAGCAGCGCUUUGAUGUGUCCAGCACGUCCGUGUUCAAGCAGCGAGCCCAGAUCCACAUGCGGGAGCAAAUGGACAAUGCCGUGUACACCUUCGAGACCCUCCUGCACCAGGAACUGGGGAAGGGGCCCACCAGGGAGGAGCUGUGCAAGUCCAUCCAGCGGAUCCUGGAGCGGGUGCUGAAGAAGUACGACUAUGACAGCAGCUCCGUGAGGAAGAGGUUCUUCCGGGAGGCGCUGCUGCAGAUCACCAUCCCCUUCCUGCUCAAGAAGCUGGCCCCCACCUGUAAGUCGGAGCUGCCACGCUUCCAGGAGCUGAUCUUUGAAGACUUCGCCAGGUUCAUCCUGGUGGAGAACACCUAUGAGGAGGUGGUGCUGCAGACCGUCAUGAAGGACAUCCUGCAGGCUGUGAAGGAGGCCGCCGUGCAGCGCAAACACAACCUCUACCGGGACAGCAUGGUUCUCCACAACAGCGACCCCAACCUGCACCUGCUCGCUGAGGGCUCGCCCAUUGACUGGGGUGAACAGUACGGCGACAGGGGUGAUGGGGACAGUGGUGGCAGCCCCGGCCCCUGCACCCCUGAGGCAGCCACCCUCUCAGAGAAGCGCCGGCGUGCCAAGCAGGUGAUGUCCGUGGUCCAGGAUGAGGAAGCGGGGCUGCCCUUCGAGGCUGGCCCCGAGCCGCCAUCCCCUGCGUCCCCAGACAGUGUCACUGAGCUCCGAGGCCUCCUGGCCCAAGAUCUGCGGGCUGAGAGCCCCCCACCAGCCAGUCCUCUGCUCAAUGGGGUCCCUGCCCAGGAGAGCCCCCAGACCAUGGCAGACCCCAAGGCUUCUUCACCACCAGCCUCGCCCCUCCAGCAUCUCCCACCUGGAAAGGCUGUGGACCUUGAGCCCCCAAAGCCUAGUGACCAGGAGACCGGGGAGCAGGUGUCCAGCCCCAGCGACCGACCCCCCAUUCACACCACCACCGAGGACAGCGCCGGGGUGCAGACGGAGUUCUAGGCUGGUUGCCAGGGGCUUCUGUGGGACAGUACCGGCCUCUCCUCCAAGGCACUGUGGGCCUGGCUCUGGGGAAGGGCACUUCAGCCUGUACCUUGGGGGAGGUGGGUAUGGAACCUCCAGGGAUCGGGCCCACCUGAGUCACUUUAUGGGGUUCAGUAUCUGUUAUUGCUCCCCGUUUUCUCUUCUGUGGGCUGGUCUUGGAUGCAGGGUCUGGUCUUGAGGUUUUCUUCCUUAUUCAGGGGCCCAAGGAGCCCUUCCAUCCUGCCCUCCUACUGUUACCUCUGUUUCCCUCAUGGUGGAUCUUACUGUCCUCAGAGGGAGGGAGAUGGAAGCAUCAAGCGUUGGUGCUGUGCCUCGAAGCCUGGCAGGGGCUCCUUGGCACCUGAACGGGGAGGAAGAUGACAAACACUAAGGCCGUCUCUGUCCUGGCCCAUCUCCACCGGCCCCAAGGCUGCAUUCUCGGUGAACACGCCUCGCUUUCCUAGCUGAAGCUGCAGGAGAGGGAUGGGGAAGGGAUAGAGGCCUUGGGGGUGGAAUGAGAAAGGCCCGGAAUGUGCUGGUCUGUGGAAGGAAGUGUCCUGAGAGGAGGAAGGAGCUGACCGCUGGGGAGAAGCUGGGAGGUGGGGAGUGUCCAGGGCCAGGAUGGCAAAGUGAGAGUGGCUGGAAGCUGAAACAGGACAUGGGGUUCUGGGCUGGCAGCUGCCCUGGGGGAGCGCUGACCUUUCCUGCACUUUCAAGGUACUCACUGCCUACCAGGGAGCUGGAGGGGCUCCUGAGGGUCAGCGAGGGCCAUGGCUCUCUGAGACACCAUGGGGGGAGGAGGGUCAGGCCAUGCCUGGCAUCUGAAUCUUAAGUCACCUAACCUGAGAGCUUCGGGCCCCUCUUCAAAAUCGAUGUGUGUCACUUUAGGUUUGGCCUUUAUCCCUUCCUCCUGGGCAAGAGGUCAAGCCAAGGCUGCCCCACCUUGGGCCUACAGAUUCCCUCCAUGUUGCUGGCGGGGAGGGGCGGGUAGGCAAGGCAGAAACUCUCUUUUGAAGACACACAGAGUGAGGUUCCCACCUGGCCAGGCACCCUGCUCCCUGGACCUGCUCUGCAGGCAGGAGCCUUUGAUCCACAGGUCACGCUGGUCCUCCAGCCCACUCAAUCCUCACUAAUCUCUUACGACUCUCUAGUGCCUUGGGGGUUUUGAUCAUCCUUCCAGAUAUGGUAUUGAGAAUGAAUACUAUGCAAACUGUUUAAGCUUCUGCUAAUCAAUAAAUGCUUUAUUUAAA